Messenger RNA from Macrobrachium nipponense, 4205 nucleotides. Its product is annotated as zinc finger protein OZF-like. The transcript has a single exon. Gene Ontology annotation, cellular component: nucleus. The coding region runs from base 531 to 2177 and encodes 548 amino acids. The record is from RefSeq and is a predicted model, not a curated record. Gene Ontology annotation, biological process: regulation of gene expression. Lineage: Eukaryota; Metazoa; Arthropoda; Malacostraca; Decapoda; Palaemonidae.
UCUUUGAAUAUGAUUUUAAUAUGAAUUUUGUGUAGAGUAUGUUCCACAUUAAGAUUUUUUUAAUGUUGUUUUGCAGGUAUCAAGAGUUGGUUAUGUGUUGCUCAAAAUGAGGUAUGCAGCAACACUGCAAAGGAGGAUCAUUGUUCCCUGUUUCACGGAAAGGCAUAUUGAAACCGAUCACAUUCAGCUAGUGUAGCUAAUGUAAGAGAGUAUUUGAGGCUCUCUUAUUUUUUUUUUUUUUUUAAGUUGACAAGAUGUUCAGUGGGAGCUCUUCUUACCUGAAACAGAUGUGUAAGCUGUAUGUAUGUAUUUACGUGAUUUGAUCUGAUAAGAAUGCAGUUGAAUAUUUCUAGAGUUGAUUUAGUAUCAUGAAAUUUCUCAGUUUGCAAGGAUGGUAUACAUUUUUUUAAUUUUCAAGAUUUACACAAAUAUUUUACAUGUAGUAAAUAAGAAUGUGAAAAUAUGAGCAAUUUCCAAUAACCAUUAUUUGUUAGGGUAAAUAAGUACGUAUAUCCUUAAUCAUUUGCAACAUGGAUUUACUAAAGAAAACAGUUGAAGAUGUUCAUAAAAGAGUUAAUGUAGGACAAGAGUAUCCUGUAAUUAUGUACAAGAAACAAAAAGCAAAUGCAAUUGAAGAACUUCCUUCAAGUCUAAAAGAAAGUAAAGUAUUUGCAGAAGAGAGGGGAGGUUAUGCUUCAAAACAAGAGGCUUCAGAAUCAGUCCCUUCAGAAAAUGGGGAAAGUGAUCAAGUGCUGCUUCCUCAUGAUGAUGAUAAAGGACUUGCAAAUCAUGAUGGAAGUAGUGACAUUAAUAGUACAAAGAGAAGUGAUUCUGCUAAAAGUGACACAAGUGAUCUCUCUGCUGAUGAGGUCACGCAAGAUGUUACUAGCAGUGAUGUAGUGCUUAAGUGUAUGUCUUGUGAGAUGGAGUUUCAUACCAAAAAAUCAUACCUAGCCCACAAACGAACGUGCAGUUUGGAAGGGGAACUGUUUUGCAGUCAAUGUGGUAAAGGUUUUAAAAACUUGAGGGAAAAGAGGGAUCAUAGGAAAACAGUUCACAAGGUUAAUAGAAAACAUUUGUGUGAAAUCUGUGGAAAAGUUUUUUCUGCUCCAAAUGUUUUGAGGAGACACAAAAUAUCUCAUACUAAAUUAAAACAAUAUUAUUGUGAUGAUUGUGGUAAGGGUUUUGCGUGUCAGUCGAAUUUAAGGUCACAUGCUGUAACACACAGUGAAGAGAAGCCAUUUCAGUGUGAAGAAUGUGGUCAUAGAUUCCGUCGUAUCAGUACUUUGCGUUUCCAUAAGAGAACCCACACAAAUGAGAGACCUUACGAAUGUGAUGCAUGUGGAAAAACUUUCACCCAACCCAGUAGCUUAAAAACACAUCAGAAAUUGCAUUCAGGAGAUAGACCAUAUGAUUGUAAUGUAUGCCAGGAGAAGUUUGUUUUGAAGGCAGCCUUGCAAUCACAUAUGCGGACACAUACCAAGGAAAGACCUUUUAAUUGUGAGCUCUGUAGUAAAAGCUUUACCCAGUCCACUACUCUCAAAAAUCACUUAAAGACACAUGGAAAUGAUAAAAUUUCAGGUGCUGUUUAUGAUAGCGAAGAUUCAGCAAAUGAUCAGUCAUCUUCUAAAGAGAAAAGUAAAAAGCACCGUUGUGAACUUUGUGGACAAUAUUUUGCUCUAAAAAAUACCUUGAAAAUACAUAUGAUGAGACAUACAGGAGAAAGACCACACAAAUGUGAUGUCUGCCCCAAGAGUUUCACUCAGUCAAGUACCUUAAAAAUUCACAUGAGAACACACACUGGUGAUAAACCUUAUGCUUGUAGUAUGUGUGAUGCUCGUUUUGCGUAUAAUUAUGUCCUUCAGAAGCACAUUCUAAAACACAAAGAAGCUGGAGAAAUGGGUGAAGAAGAGCAUUCAGAACAGGAAGAGUAUGAGGUAUAUUCAGAACAGGAAGACUCUGAGGAUAAUGCCAAAUUAAGGACAGGUGAUAAAAAUAUAGUAAAACAUCAUGAUAGUGCAGUUAAACAUGAAGAAUUAAGCAGAAAUGUUAACAGUGACAAUGGUGAAACAAAUAUCACGUUUAAUGGUGGUGAAGAUAAAAAAAAAAAUGUUAAAGUAACACCCAUGGACUUCUUGGCUGUGUUCCAGUCUUCCUUCAAAGCAUCCCCUAACUGAUUACUAGUAUUAAGUCCAUCAUUUCUGUGAAUGGUUGAUUGUUAUUGUAAGUACUACUGUAUUAGGUUAUCAUACCAGCCCAGUUCCCAAGGAAAUGAAUAGCUUUUUAACAAAAAUGUUUAGUCGGCAAAGUCUUUGUUUCGUAUGUGCUAAUAUAAUUUUGAAACUCAGGUAUCGAGAAGGGAGUAACGAAUCUUGUUACCAUAGAUGGUGUAGAUCUUUAGCUGCUUUGUAAAGUUUAUGUUUUGGAUUUGAUCAGUUUUGUCUAUAAAUCACUUUAAAAGUUUGUGAAAAAACAUUUAUCUUCUUGGGAACCCCGUUUUCCUCUUGUAUUUGUAGUAUUUUACUCAUUUGUACAGUUAAUCCUGAUGUGUCCAUACAACAAACAAACCUGCUAUUUAGGUUUUAUUGUACAUCCAGUAAGGAUGUAGGAUAGCCUAUAAGAGCUGAAUUCAGAUGAGUCUAAGCUUGGGUGAGACCUCUGCCAGAGAGUGGUCACCCGUGUCACUUGGUAUUUUGUUUGUUUUGCAUCCACCACAUUACUCAAUUUCCCAGUUUUUCUCUCAUAUUUCUUCCUUAAUUUCAUAUUAUUCUUCCCGUUAAAGUUUAGAUAGUUGUCAGUUAUUUCUUAAUUAUAUUGUAGUGUAUUUUCAGUUAUUCAACUACCAAGGCUUUUGAUGCAUUUAUGCUAAUUAAUUUUUCAUGUGCUAUUAGGGUUGGAUUCAUCUUGUUUGCUUGUAGCAUGUAAAAUAUAGUAUACAUAUUAUAUUUUUAUUCUCAAAGUUUGUGCUGCUCUUGCAUUCAUUAUGAAUGCUGUCUUUCACAUUUUAUGAAGACAACAUAUGAGAAAGUAUUUUUGUAUAUUGUCCUUUAUUUAUUGUGUACUUAACUAUGUUUUAGUUUUGAGCAAAAAAUUGAAGGGGAACAUACCAUCGUACUUUACUAUGCGUUGAAGUAUGUGUUUCGGAGAUAAUAUGGUGGAAGCUAGGUGUAUUAUGAUGAUUAUUUUUGUGUAAAAGUAGUAAUUAUUUACUCGAGUAGUUACUGUUGGUUUUUUCAAAAUUAAAAUUUUUAACAGAUACAUUGUCAGUAAAGAAAAUACAUUAGUAGUGGAUGAGCUGGCAAGUAAGGAGUGCUAUCAUUAUCAAUAUCCACCAUUGAUCUGUUUUCAAACUCACCUAUGCUAAUAAAGCAGUCUUCACCGUUUAAUGGUGUUAUAAUAUGGUAAGAAAUUGCACGAGUAUUUUGUUUAUAGUACAAUAAAUACUUCAUGGACAUUGAGUGAAGUUUUGGAUAGUCAUCAGCAGUUUAGUUUUAUAGGUCUUCAAUUUAAUAAAGUGAGGUGAAGAGCUACAAAAAAUAAUCUUCCCCUUCAGCAGUAAUUCAGCAGCAUUAUAAUAACAUUCAUUUAUUGCAUAAGCUCUGAAAAUUUGAAAUGAAUUUUUUGUUCCAUAUAUGCAAACCCUUCCAGUGGGUUCAUAGGACACUUGUAAGCUUUCCACUUUAAGCAUUCUGAAGGAGAUGUGUUCAAACUUAGGUGAGGUAGGGAACUAUUCUUACAGUUUAGGUCUCGCCACAAUGUCAACUCGUUUACUUUUCUGUUUGUUGGAAUUCAGAAAUAACUAAUUCUGCUUUUAUUAGUUGUUGCUCAGGUAAUAAAAAAGUUGGCAUCUUAGAACCGAAAUAAAUUAAGAGUUUUGUAUGUUCACAAAGGGUAUUUUAUUGUGUGCCAUUUACACUGUUAAGAUUUGUAAAUAACUAGAUGAAAUUUCUCUGUGGUCCUUGUUCCUCAAAAUCAAAGCUACUAAUGUUAGUUUAGUUUAAUAUGUAGAGUGGGUAUUAAGUAAAUGUAAUCAUACAGAAUAUGAAGCUGUUAGCUGACCGAUGCUGUAAAUCCAAAGUCUGGAGGCCAGGAUCAAACUGCCUUGUGUAAACUUCAAGUUCCUUACUCUAUAUUUAAGGAUUUUUACCUAUUAUGUAUAACCUAUGCAUGUUUUUUCAUAUAGAUUAUAUAUUAUAAAUUAUAAA